Molecule: messenger RNA, 453 nt
Organism: Rhipicephalus sanguineus (brown dog tick)
Lineage: Eukaryota; Metazoa; Arthropoda; Arachnida; Ixodida; Ixodidae
Product: endochitinase
Exons: 2
Coding region: 49-453 (134 amino acids)
Biological process (GO): chitin catabolic process; carbohydrate metabolic process
Cellular component (GO): extracellular region
Molecular function (GO): chitinase activity; chitin binding
Source: RefSeq, a predicted model, not a curated record
GCUGCUGGCAAGUCGGUUGUAUGCUACUGGCAGUCAUGGUCCCACAACAUGUCGUCACCACAUACGUACACUGCCGACGACAUCCCCGUUCACCUCUGCACGCACGUGGUCUACUCCUACGCCAAGCUGGAGAACCGUGCGAGUAGCCUGUACCUGGGCAAGGAAUUGGACACAGGAACAGACGAAUACUCCCGAAUUUUACGCCUAAAAGAGAGAAAUCCUGAAGUGAAGCUUCUACUCGCUUUGGGAGACCGGUAUGGUAGCGACAGUGCCGCCUGGUACGAGGCCAUCCACGAUCCGCCGAGAAGGUACCACGUCGUGGCUAUGCUGUACAGACUGCUGAUGCAGUACAGAUUCGAUGGUCUCCACAUCGACUGGGAAAAUGCGGUCGCAAGCGAAGGCAAUGACACCAACAACGCAAUGGUCAAGUUCGCUUGGGUGAGGCCGUUGUAG